AUGAUGCUGGAGAAGCGACUGCUCUUCUUGCUGCUGGCGUUGGCAUGCUCUGUGGCCAAAAAGAGCAGCUCCAAUCGCGGCUUGUGCAUGCUCAGCUACAACCGACUCCGAGCGGCGAAGGCUGGAUCGGCUCUUGUCGAUGACAGUCGAGCUUGGCGAGGCGAUGACGAUGACGACGACGACGAAGAGGAGGAGUGUGACGAAGGCUUCGAUGAGAGCUGCGAUGACGACGUGGAGGAAGACAUCGACGAAGAAGCUCGCAGUGAAGCACUGCUUCAGGCCGGAAGUGCCAGGAAAUCUGAAGACAGCCUCUGGUCCGAAGCGGCCUCUGGCCUCUCCAGCCCUGUGAUGAUCAAGGGAGGCAUCUUCAACUACCGCGGUGAGAUCAUCAUCCUGGAGCAGCGUGGGAUGUUCCAGCUGGAUACCGAGUCAAGCCAGUGGCACAAGAAGGCCGACUCUGCGUUUGGAAAGUAUGGGAGCGGCAAGGCUCUGGUGCUGGAGAUCAACGGUACGGAGCGGCUCUUUGCCUAUCGUGAGAGCAAUCUACGCCUCUACGAAGACGAGGAGCAGCAGUGGAGGGCACUGGAGGACAAGCCAGGCGAGAGAGGCCAUCUCGAAUGGGGCAUGAAUGGCCGACUCUACGUGAAAGACAAGGACCGGGAGAUUUGGAGUUACAACGCUUCGGUGCCCCGCAUCCACCCGGCGGAAGACUUCGCAGUGAGCUUGGAGCACCGGUGCGUGCCCAAUGGAACAGGCCCAUCGUUUGCCGGCUACACGUCCACGGGCCACAAGAGCAAGGGCGGCAGCAGACUCGUGCAAAUGGAUGACCCGAUCGGAUAUCUGAAUGACAAGUGCUCCGGCGCCUUCGGUGCAACGGCGCGUGCAGCUCUGGCAUCCGAAGUGGUGGCGGGAAUCGAAUGCCUCCCCGAGACGCCCUGGGGUCCCCCACGAGCCUGGGGCGCCGGUGAAGGGGCCGUGGUGGUUUGCGACAGCAAGGCCAACUGCACUUCGGAGUCGAACGUUUGGGCCAUGUCCGUGAACUACCGGGACCAUGACACCUGGCCGACGGAGGAGGGCGAGUUCAGGUCUUGCAACAACUGGUGCGAUCAAGUCAUCUGCAUCAAGACCGAGGCCGGCAACUCUUCGGAGGAAGGGCCUCAGAAGUUGGAUUCCGACGAGGCGCUGCUGGAACUUAGCGAUGCAUCGAUGCCGGUGCUGAAGUUUGAUCUCGCCCCUUUCAGUUUCGCUCCGAUGGCAGUGUUGAAACUGAAGCUUCAGUUGCUUCCGAAACACCAACCACGCAACGGCAUCGCAGCCACAGCGGUGCAGCUGAGAGAGCAUCACUGCAACGCGGAGGGCAGCUACGGCAAGAACGGAACCAUGCUUGGCGCCGUGGACUUCAAGGAAGGUACCCGAGGUGGCAAGAGUUUGUGGUACAAGUUCAACGUCUCAGCCGCUGUGCAAUCCAAGAUCGGUCAGUCCAGCCUUUGCCUGACUCUGACUACCAACGUCAGUUUACCAUUCGGCUCAUACUUCACAGUGACGACCACGGAGAGCGCUCUCAACGACCGGCCAUACUUGGUGUUGGGCAAGCCUUGGAUGCACGUGGUAGGGCCGCACCCGGCGAUCACCACACACCAUGUCAAGGUCUUGGUGGAUUCCAAGGACCGUUUGUACCUGAACAAGCGCGAGGGCUCACGGGGACCGAAGGUACCCGGCAAUGUGAUGCUGCUGUACGACGAGUCCAAAGACGACUUUGUGGACAUCAGCCACAACAUUGACAUUCGCAACAUGCUGGGGCAGUGCUGCGGCCCCAUGGGAGAGACGGUGGUCGACCCGAACGGAACCAUUUACGGCAGCACGGAGUGGGGAAUUUGGCAGCUGGAUGCUGCGGACAACUUCACCUGGAACAAGAUUGACUAUUAUUGGGGCAACGCCAAGCUGAAAUGGCUCGGGCAGCACCUCUUCCAUCAGCCGAGGGGCAACAAGCUCAUCCGCCAGAAUGUAGAGACCCUCAGGCGUCAUGAGAUUGCUCCGCCAACGUUUGGAAAUUCCACUGAGCUGCACUUGAGCGGAGCUGUGCUGAUGGAGGGAGGUGAGCGCCUGGUGACUUUCGUGCGCGAGAAUCGCCGGCGACGCGGCGACCCCACGCGCCGCCGCCGACGGAAUGAGGGAACGAUCAUGACGAUGACCAAGGACAUCUCCUCCUUGCCGCCGAAGGAUCGGAACUUGCAGGCUUCGCUGGCCACGUAUCUGCCGGAAGAAGGAGAAGCAGUGGGAGCAGCUUUCACCAGCGACGGGAAGAUGAUUGUGGCCGGAACUUUCGGUUCGGUUGGCAAGCUGCUUCUGAUGAACGAGUCCGGCGUGCAGACUGAGUACUCUCUGGGUAACGAGACCGUCUAUGACCUGGACGCUAUGAGCAACGAAAGUUCGCUGGUGGUCAGUGGUUCUUUCGGAGUGAAGCGCAUGGAUGUGUCGGCUGCCAACUUCAGCGAGGUGUGGAGUUGGGCUCCCGCGGACCUCUCCGGCGAAGUGCGUGUCAGCACGGCUGCUGGGAAGACGGCCGUACUGUAUCAAAAGACCGUCGCGGUGCUGGACGACACAGGCUCCCUGGUGUCCAGUGACACCAUACCGCGAGAUUACCCCAAGGACGUGGCCAUCUCUCCUGAUGGUACGAAGGUGUAUGCGGUUGGCUUCCGCAACGGUCGGAACGAGGAUGAUGGAAGUGGCCGGAGCAAUCCGGUUCAGCUGGCCUUUGUCUAUGCCUUCAACGCGGCCAACUUGUCGGACCCCUGGCUCUGGAAAACCUUCGACUUCGAUCCGAAUUUGGUCGAUUGGGACAUGGCUGACACCCGCCUCUACCGUGUGGCUUUCGGUCAGGAUGGGCAGCUCUACAUUUUGGGGGAGACGGCCGGCGGCAACAGCAUCUUCCGCUGGGAUGGGAAGCACUGCCAGAGCAAGGAGGAUGAUCCGGAAAAGGGCGCAAUCAGCAACGUGACGCUGCUUGAGUCCGAGUACCGGCGAUUGAAGUACACGGACAUUUUCGACCAUGGCUUCAACGCUGGCUCUGCGCACAUGGCCUACUUCGCCCGAAUCGACCCCACGGAUGGUGCAGUGAAGGAGGGUAAGCUGAUCAUCCCGCGGCUGCUCUCCAACAUGAAAAGCAACACCUUCCGUGUCAAAGAGGGUUCCAUCACCGCCGACUCCUAUGGCCGCGUCUACGUGGGAGGUGUAUCUUCCUGUUGCAUCGAAGCGCGCGACCUCAACUUCAUCAACCGUAUGCCCGUCGGCAGUUAUGCGGGUGGAGACAUGGCCCUGGUCGUUGUCAGCCCUGAUCUUCAGAGCCGCCUCCGCUGGACGCCCUUCAGUAAGGAGAAGGGGAAGGGAUCUGUUCGAGCUCUGGCCGUUCGCCCAGGCGACAACGGAGUCGAGGCUUUGCUCCUGGGAUCCGUUCAUCAUGGCGAGAUGCACACCGUCAAUGCUGUCAAAUCCAGUCGCAACAUGAGCAAUACGACAAAGGACGGUUACUUAGUGCGCUGGCAAGAGGAGGCGCUUGAUUUGUAG
This is a messenger RNA of Symbiodinium sp. CCMP2592, 3564 nucleotides long. The record is from the annotation of a GenBank genome assembly. NCBI's taxonomy places the organism in Eukaryota, Dinophyceae, Suessiales, Symbiodiniaceae.